AUGGGCGACGCCGACGCCGAUGCGUGCUUCUCGGACUGCAAGAAAGCGACGGAGAUGGUGUUUGACCACUCGGUCGGGGAUACGGUGUGCUUGGAGUGCGGUUCAGUGCUGGAAUCACACUCCAUCAACAAGACGUUGGAGUGGAGGACCUUCGCCAACGAGUCCGUCGACAAUGACCCCGUUCGUGUCGGCGGCCCGACGAACCCAUUCCUCACCGAUGGCGGUCUCUUCGUCGUCAUAUCUGAGCCCAACGACGUUACAUCCGACUUUCUGUCCUCUUCCCUCGAUCGCUGGCAGAACCGUGGCUCAACCCCGAAGAAGAAAAAGAGAAAGGGACCGACCUUGGGGAUGCGUGGGGCGUGGCCACUGUUGCAACUUGUAGGAACCAGAAGAGAGAGGGAAACUGAUGGGGGUUCGGCCGGGGUGUGGCCGUUGUUGCAAACGCGUUUCCAUUUAAUUUGA
Molecule: messenger RNA, 462 nt
Organism: Diospyros lotus (date-plum)
Lineage: Eukaryota; Viridiplantae; Streptophyta; Magnoliopsida; Ericales; Ebenaceae
Product: transcription initiation factor IIB-2-like
Exons: 1
Coding region: 1-462 (153 amino acids)
Biological process (GO): transcription preinitiation complex assembly; DNA-templated transcription initiation
Cellular component (GO): nucleus; transcription preinitiation complex
Molecular function (GO): TBP-class protein binding
Source: RefSeq, a predicted model, not a curated record